Molecule: messenger RNA, 1713 nt
Organism: Leishmania mexicana MHOM/GT/2001/U1103
Lineage: Eukaryota; Euglenozoa; Kinetoplastea; Trypanosomatida; Trypanosomatidae
Exons: 1
Coding region: 1-1713 (570 amino acids)
Source: RefSeq, a predicted model, not a curated record
AUGAGAUGUUCCGCCAGCUUCCUUUUUUCCGGUGCCCCUCCAGCUGCUGGCAGUGCUUCGGGUCAGCGUCAGCACGCGUUGCGUCCUCCUCCUCCUCCGCCCACAGGCCACCUAGACCGCGAAGGCCAGACAAGCCUUGAUGACAGGAGAAUGUCCCCGCCAGCGCUUCGACCACGCAGCCACAGCAGCAGCUGGCGCAGCCGUGCCCCUCGCCCUGUCACGGCUCGCCAACUCUGCCGCGCUAUUCUCGGUAUGGAUCACGUUGGCGUCUGCGCAGCGGCGGUUGGCAGGCACUGCAGUCCCCAUGCAACACAGGAACCGCAGACUUGUGUGCUCCCGUCAGCGUCAACCUCUAUUGCGUCUGCACCGUGUGGAGAAGGUCACGAAGUGCGUGGUCACAGACACGGUUUGCCCGAGGCCGUCCGCGCUGCCCGCCUGGGCGAGAGUACCAUUCAGCUGGAUGCAGCCGCGUGCCACCGCGUUGUUGUGUGUGGUCGCAUUGUACGCUGCAUCGACGCCUUUUCCAACGGUAGCGUCGCCGCUGCAGCACGGGCCGUCGCAUCUUCCGUGUCGCCAAUUGUGAUUCCAUAUGACCUCUUGUGGCUCUCCGACACCACCGGUGUCGUUUGCGUGUUGCGGCUCCGUCCUGCUCUUGUGCACAGGCGCGCACCGCUUCCUUCCACGAGUUGCUUGGGCGGUGGAUGGACGAACGUGCCCGCGCGCGAUGGGCGCUGCGACCCACUAGGUGCCGCUGGUGUUGGGCUGUCACACCCCUUUGCCGCUGUUGACGCCGGCGGAACUACGCCUCUUCUCAUGUCUGCAGCGGCACGCGCGUCGCUGCCGGACCGCAACUCAUGCUCGCCUGUGCGUGAGGAACGGCAGUGCCCUAAUGACUUGGGCAGUGGCGAGGUGACCCACAAGGGAAUCGGUUUGGGCACGGAGGCGACAGUAGCUAUGGUAAACCUUGGCCUCGAGUAUAAGAAUGACUAUGUCCUCAGUAUGAACGACUACGUGGUGUGUGUAGGGUCUCUUGCCUUCGCCGACGUUGAUGUACAGACGAGGCAUGCUCUGGAGUCGUAUGCCAGCGAUCUACGCCAGGCUACCUGGGCUGCAGCCACGUCUUCGCGGUCAUCUUUCUCCCCCUUCUCGGGCGACGCAGCAUCCUUCAUCGGCACUGGUGAUGCCUCCGGUGACGCGGGCUGUCCUGCGUGCGGUGCAGAUGGAAGAGAUCCCGAUAUCGAUGAGGAUGGAGCUGCGGUUAGCCUGGAACACCGCUCAGCGCCAGCACCGCCGCCGCGGCAGGCGUUUGUGUUACUCCCAGGCAGCGAGGUGCCACUGACGCUGGACGCGGCACGGGCGCAGCUGGGUGUGGUUGGAUCGCUGCCAUCGAGCACCCAUUACCUCACCGCUGCUGAAGCCGCGCAGUGGGGCUGCACGCAUUUUGAUCAUGCCGCCCCGAGCUCAACGCUGUCGUCAUUCUCGGCAUCCGAACUCCGCGACCACAGCGACGGAAGGAAGCUAGCGACCUCUGCCGGCUGGGUCACCUCAACGGCGCCCCCCUGUGCCGGGGCUGACAUGAAUGCAGUACCGCUCAUGGGCAUCAAGGGACAUCCACGCCUCGUGCUUGACACGAAUGAAUGCUUGUUUUGGUGGCUUGCGGCGGCCGAGACGCACUUGCGCUUGCGCGCACGCGCGUCAGCCCCCCUCGCCUAG